AUGCUGCUUCCAAGGUCGCUUUGCGGUUUAAUUUUAUUUUUGCUCUACAAACCCGCCAGCGGAUACCUAUACCGCGCCAUCUCUAUGUAUGAAAAUAAGGGGACGCUUACUGCAGACCCUACUAAUGUUGGUCAAGCUGAUGUAGUAGUGGAGAAGAAUGGCGUUGGGAAGGUGUGCAAAUCAAUGAGAUCAGGCAGGUACAUUGUGAAUCCCUACAUUCAACGGUGUCCUAUUGGUACCACCAAGUGUGGUCCAGAGUUUGAUGCAACUCUUGGUACAUGUGCGGAUUUCUCUGGGUGCUACACUGUUAGCAACAACACUCGCGUUUGCACAUGCAUGUCGGGAUACUUCGGUAAUCCUUACGUUCAAUGUUUCAAAUAUUGUGAAACUGACCUGGAUUGUCCAUCACCGUAUGCGGAAUGUCGUCAGGGUCCAGGAGAGCUUUUUAAGCGCUGCAAGUGCAAGCAGGGCUGCCCUGGCGAUGGCGUUAUUUGCAAACCCCAAAACAUUUGCACUGAUACGCAAGAAAAUACUGAAACACAUCGUAAGUGCUUGCAAACCAGUACCACGGAAAAGAGUUAUGUAUGUGAUGACGGAUACUAUUUGGAUACCUAUUACAAAUGCGUUAAAAUCGUUGCUAUAGAGAAUGAUAAAAAAAUUAGUAUAGUAGCCAACAACUUUGUUGACGGAAGUCGUAUUGAUAUUGGUAAAUGCUUCUCCAUGGAAAUCAACAAGGAGAAUGCUGAGUCGCGCUUUUACCAAAUGAACAGUGGUGACGCCGUUGUGGUGAAGGGUAAGAUCGUCACAAAUCCGCAGCUUUAUUUAGCGGUGGAGGUAAAGGCGAAUGACGUCAUUGUAUUUGCUAUGCUUGAGGAUGAUCAUUCUAAAUUAACAAAGUUGUUCAGCAUAUCAAAUGGUCUUAAAGGGUGUCAAAUAGACGGUGUAAGUAAGUAUGAUCCGACGGGUAUUCGUGUAAACCCUUCUCAAGUUAAGGUGGAAAUACAGAAUCUUGUUGAAAGCCAAGGGGCCAGUGAGGAGCUUUGA
This is a messenger RNA of Babesia bigemina, 1044 nucleotides long. RefSeq names its product 12D3 antigen, putative. The coding region runs from base 1 to 1044 and encodes 347 amino acids. Lineage: Eukaryota; Apicomplexa; Aconoidasida; Piroplasmida; Babesiidae. The record is from RefSeq and is a predicted model, not a curated record. The transcript has a single exon.